This is a messenger RNA of Symbiodinium natans, 2085 nucleotides long. The record is from the annotation of a GenBank genome assembly. Lineage: Eukaryota; Dinophyceae; Suessiales; Symbiodiniaceae.
AUGUCUCAGCACAAUGCUGUGCUGGAUGCUUUCAAGAAAUUUGAUACUGAUGGGAACGGCUCCAUCAGCAGGGAAGAAUUGGUGGCAGUCUUGAAGACCCUAGAUUCCGAAGGUUGGGAUGACAAUUCAGUGGACCAUCUGCUGGCAAGCGCCGAUGCCGAUGGUGACGGAGCCCUACAAAUCGAGGAAUUUGUGCGCUGGGUUUUCGCCGAAGAUGCCAGCAAGUUCGGUACCUCGUCCCUUGGAAACAGCUCUCUGACGAUUCUGAUCGAUGGCUGCUCGCGUGAUGACCUCAGUGGUGAGUAUGUGCAGCAAGAUGAAUUUUAUGGCCACCGCCCAGUAUUUUUCAAUGCUGACAAGGGCAAGUAUUUGUUCUACAACCUGAAGCAAGCUCGUUGGCAGAUCUUUGUUCGGACCAGUUGGAAGUCGAGCGCACGGCUUCCUACCAACAGGGCUCCGCACCUUUCUGGUGACGUUUGGCAUGUCUACACAGAGGGCAAGUUUGUGCAAGAACCUGAUAUGUCAGUCAAAUUGGCACCGCCUGGGACGCCUGACGAGAAGUGCGCCAAAGCUGCCGGGGCCAUUUAUGUUUCAUCGAAGUGGAGCAAUGUCACGGGCGGUUACAUGAAAACUGACACGAUUUGUAAUGACCGACCGGUCUAUCACAAUGAGGAGGAUGGGACCUGGUUGGCCUAUGAUGAGGAGAAAGCAAAGUGGAUGGUGACAACUAAAGUGGGAAAACAUGGCCCAAAAAAUAAAAUGGUCUCCUCUCUAAAGACUGAUGUUUUCUCGCCCGAGUUGACCGAGUGGCAUGGCCCAACCACUGCUAUCAAGGUUGAUCCGAGACGCAAGGAGCAUCCCGGUCAACAAGGCGGUUGGAUUGAUGAGUCUUUCCCACACAGCCAGAGCAGCCUUGGGAACAAGAAGGACUGUGCCUGGGUGCGUGUCCAGGAUCUCGCAGACCCUCCGGCGCUGUUCUCCAGUGUGGAGCCAGCGGAUGCGUGUCAGGGAGCCCUUGGUGAUUGUUGGCUCAUUGCAGCUCUUGCUGGAGUGGCGGAGUUUCCAAAUUUCAUCCGGGACCACCUCUUCGAGACAAAGGAACUUACGGAUGAUGGCUACCAUAUCAAGCUCUAUGAUUGGCCUCGCGAGCAAUGGACGGUGGUGAAGAUUGAUGACUACAUCCCUUGCCAACCCCGGAAGUGGUACGAACCAAAGGCCGUAACACUCUUUGCCAAGGUCUCCAAUAAGCAGCUUUACGUGGUGUUGAUGGAGAAAGCGUUUGCAAAACUCAUCGGUUCCUACCAGGCUCUUUCGGGUGGCUGGUCUGCCAUGGCCUGGGUGUGCAUGACGGGUGAGACCAACCUGAUGUUUUUCUCCCGAGAGAGGCACCAGCCCAAGUGGGACGUCAUCGGCUCCAAGGGCUUGGUCGUCCGAAGCGGGUGCGACCUGGACACCGAGAAGCUGGGCCGCCUGAGCCAUGGAGCCACCUUCGUGGAGCUCGAAAAGUUUGGUUAUCGGGUCCACUUCAAGAAGCUCUCGGGUGAGGGUCCUGACGAGGGCUGGCUCUCUUGUUACAUCCGUGGCUACGAAGUUGCCAAGUGUCGCGACCCGAUUGACUGGAUCCAGCGAAAAGUGGUCCUCCCCUCCAGCAUCAGCUUCAACAUGUCAAGUCCCAGCAAAGUUGCCAAGCUCGACCAGGACAGCAUGUGGGACGCGUUGGUGAAGUUUGACCGAUCCAAUUACCUCAUGGCUGCUUCUAUCCACUCGGGCAAAAGCGGGGAACACCGGCGUGAAGAUGGCUUAGUGGAAGGACAUGCCUACUCAAUCAUCCAUGCCGUGGAACGCCGAGGGUUGAAAUUGGUCUGCUGCAGGAACCCAUGGGGCAACAAGAUGGAGUGGAACGGACCAUGGUGCGACCAGAGUGAGGAAUGGAGCGCCCAUCCCGAACUAGCAGAAGAGCUUGGGGUAGAUCAAAAGGCAGAUGGACUCUUUUGGAUGGACUGGGAAAGCUUUGCGCAGACUUUCACUCACUUUGAGGUUUGUCCCAAGUCCAUGCCAGUUGAGAGGGCCAAGUUUGACGACUAG